Bactrocera oleae (olive fruit fly) is the source of this 2762-nucleotide messenger RNA. The record is from RefSeq and is a predicted model, not a curated record. NCBI's taxonomy places the organism in Eukaryota, Metazoa, Arthropoda, Insecta, Diptera, Tephritidae.
ACUAUUGCUAGCAGAGACUGGCAGUAAUAUUUGUCGGUUUCAAAAGUGUCGAUUAUAAGUCUAUCAGUAAAAUUAGAUUUUUUUCAAAAUCGAUUAUAUCUAUUGCCUUAUGUGUUAUAAAUUUUUUGUGAUGUUAGUUCAAAAGUCGCCAUUUUGCUAAGUAUGUGAAGAGUGCGUAAAUGCAGACACAACUUUUUAUUUUAUGUAAAAUUGGAAAAUUUGUGGGUCGUCGACAUUAUAAGUUGAUCGUGAGUGAACGUUGAUAUUGAACACUGAAAAGGGGGGUAAAUAAGUGCAAAGUGUGUUUCUUAAUGGAGUAACACUAGUGAUUGUCAAUUUAUAUAUAUAAACACAUUUUUAAAAGGGCAAUUCCCUUAAGCAUCCCCACCGACACUGAAAAUGGAUGAAGUCGGAUGAUAAUCCCGCCUACUUCCCAUAUAACGGUUCUGUUUAAAACUACUAAAAGCAUGAUAAAUCAAUAAAUAAAUACGCAGAGACAUUAAAUUGUACACUUAUGAUGGUACGAGAGGACUUUACAGGAGCCGGGGUCCAAAUCAAAAUCAUGCGUGGCAUCACCCUCAUCUAGGUGAAAACCCAUUUCUCAGGACCCACUGGACCGAUAUCGACAAAAUUUGGUAUACUAGCUACCUUAAGGAAUUAUCUUUGGCAAAAACAUUGCUUAAUAUGUUGAAGAGAAAAGAAAAUAACUAAAAAGAAUACCAAGAUUACGUAAAUUGUGUCACCUGGAAGUAUCUUCCUUUGCAACUGAAAAUUAUACACAUUUGGCUUUGGAAAAUCCCUUAAAUAUAUUUUUAAGAAAAUUCGUAAAAACUUAUGUUUUGAUAUCUACAAAAUUGCAAAAAUAAAUACGUGUUUGGCUUUCGUCAGUUAUCACAUUUUCCAAAAUGGGAAAUAACGCUACUACAUCUAAUAAAAAAGUAGAUGCUGCAGAGACAGUUAAAGAGUUUCUUGAACAAGCAAAAGAAGAAUUUGAAGAUAAAUGGCGCCGAAAUCCAACAAAUACUGCGUGCUUGGAUGAUUUUGAACGCAUUAAGACGUUGGGCACUGGGUCCUUUGGACGUGUGAUGAUUGUUCAACACAAACCGACAAAAGAUUAUUACGCUAUGAAAAUUCUUGACAAGCAAAAGGUUGUUAAACUUAAACAAGUUGAGCAUACUUUGAAUGAAAAGCGCAUACUUCAGGCUAUUCAGUUUCCGUUCCUAGUUUCUCUUCGAUAUCAUUUCAAGGAUAAUUCCAAUUUGUACAUGGUUUUAGAAUAUGUCCCUGGCGGAGAAAUGUUUUCGCAUUUACGUAAAGUAGGUCGUUUUUCAGAAGUCCAUUCACGUUUUUACGCUGCUCAGAUCGUGCUGGCUUUUGAAUACCUUCACUAUCUUGAUUUAAUUUAUAGAGAUUUGAAACCGGAAAAUUUAUUGAUUGACUCACAAGGCUAUCUGAAAGUUACUGAUUUUGGUUUCGCUAAGCGCGUAAAAGGGCGCACAUGGACACUAUGUGGUACUCCUGAAUACCUUGCUCCGGAGAUUAUAUUGUCUAAAGGUUAUAACAAAGCAGUUGAUUGGUGGGCUCUCGGAGUACUUGUAUAUGAAAUGGCAGCGGGCUAUCCGCCAUUUUUUGCCGACCAACCUAUUCAAAUAUAUGAAAAAAUCGUAUCAGGAAAAGUACGUUUUCCCUCGCAUUUUGGCUCUGACUUGAAAGACUUAUUACGUAAUUUAUUACAAGUCGACCUGACAAAGCGUUACGGUAAUUUGAAAGCAGGCGUAAAUGAUAUUAAAAACCAAAAGUGGUUUGCCUCAACAGACUGGAUAGCAAUCUUUCAAAAAAAAAUUGAAGCACCAUUUAUUCCUCGGUGUAAAGGACCUGGUGAUACUAGUAAUUUUGACGACUACGAAGAAGAGGCACUGCGGAUUUCUAGCACAGAAAAAUGUGCCAAGGAGUUUGCUGAAUUCUAAUUGUGUUAUGUAAUUUUUUUCAUGCUAUUGCGGAGUAGCAGAAUCGCGAGCAUUAUUAACAAUAUAAACGUAAACAAUGUACUUUAUAGUUACACCCGAUAUAUUUUACCUUGGAUAUCGGGAAAUUUAAUGGUCUCCUGAAAUCUACCUACAAAUAAUUAUUUUUAAACUAAUAAUUUAAAUCAAGAUUGUUAAAAGUGAGAGUACUUUAAAAUGAAGCAGUGCUUCUUAUUUGAAAAUUGCAAUAAAAAAUAUUAAAAGACAAAUUUCAAGCGAUUUCCUAUAAAUUUUUUGUCGUGCCGUAAAAUCGAAUCGUAACAACGGGAGCAUCAUAAAACUUAAAUAAAUUGAAUGUUGUUGAAACAUAAUAUACGCUCAUAAAUAUCUAUUUCGUUGCUGUAAUCUAUCCUUAAUAGCUAACAACAUAACAAGCAUGAGAAAUUUGGACCCGUAUGAACAUACUUGGAUUCAUCAACAAAAUGAUAUACCCACAAAUUGUAAACCCACAGUAUCAAAUAUAGGAAUAUCAUUUCAUAGGAAGCAGCACUGUGAUGCCGCUACAAUUAUAAUAUGAAGUAUUCGCGUGCUUUUGAACACUGGAGGACGAAACAAAAAAAUUUAAAUGUAUAAGGAAAAAUGUGUUGCAAUUAAAGUUUAUCAUAAGUAAAAAAAAAUAAUAUCCAUUAUUAUUAUCCAUUAUACAUUGAGAAUUCAAAACUAAUAUGUGACGAAUCAUAUACAUACACAUCUAAUAAAAGAAAUUAAUAAAACGUAAGUUAAUUAAUUCAUUAAAAA